Messenger RNA from Solanum stenotomum, 705 nucleotides. Its product is annotated as transcription factor bHLH162-like. Gene Ontology annotation, molecular function: DNA-binding transcription factor activity, RNA polymerase II-specific; RNA polymerase II transcription regulatory region sequence-specific DNA binding; protein dimerization activity. Bases 1 to 705 code for a protein of 234 amino acids. Gene Ontology annotation, biological process: regulation of transcription by RNA polymerase II. Gene Ontology annotation, cellular component: RNA polymerase II transcription regulator complex. The transcript has 3 exons. NCBI's taxonomy places the organism in Eukaryota, Viridiplantae, Streptophyta, Magnoliopsida, Solanales, Solanaceae. The record is from RefSeq and is a predicted model, not a curated record.
AUGGAAAAUUGCCUCAAGUCUAAAUUAGCUCCAAAAUUAGAAAGGAAAUAUGUGGAGAAGAAUAGGAGGAAUCAUAUGAAGAAUCUAUGUAAUCAACUUCAUUCCAUGCUCCCUACUACUCAUGCCUCUACCUCCAAGGAAACAACAAAGGCAGUGCCAGAUCAAAUAGAUGCAGCAGUGAAUUAUAUAGAAAGUUUGAAAGUGAAAUUGGAGAAGAGCAAGAAGCACUUGGAAGAAUUGAUAAUGGGCCAAAAGAAGGCCCAAUCACUCAAUCAAACUAAUGAGCCCGGCCCAAUCACAAACUCACCAGCUCAAAUUGAAUUCCAUGAAAUGGGCCCAAACAUGGUCGUGGUUUUAAUAAAUGGCCUUUAUAAUAUAGCCACUUUUAAUAACAUCAUUCGAUUAUGCCAUAAGGAAGGUGUUGAAGUUGUGUGUACCAACUUUAAACUCAAUGGAAACUCUACACUGCAAAUUUCUCAUGAAACUAAGGUGCAGAUCAAUAGAAGUUCAACAAUGGAAUUUAGUGCUACAACUUUGUGUGAUAAGAUGAAGGAGUUGAUUUAUGGAAAUGAUGUGGACUCUCAAUUGCAUUUAUGGGAUUACAAAAUUGAAUUUGAUGCAUUGGAAUUAUUACCAACAAGAAGUCAAAAUCAAAACAUGUAUAUUUACAUGCAAAAUGAAUAUGAAAUUCCUACCUUUUUCUAA